Messenger RNA from Cloeon dipterum, 1679 nucleotides. RefSeq lists its product as uncharacterized. The transcript has 6 exons. The record is from RefSeq and is a predicted model, not a curated record. Lineage: Eukaryota; Metazoa; Arthropoda; Insecta; Ephemeroptera; Baetidae. Bases 1 to 1524 code for a protein of 507 amino acids.
AUGAGGCAUUAUUUCAAAACACAUGUGUUUGUCUACCUCGAACCGCAUGGCAACCGAGUGAAGCAAAGAAAUAACAGUGCUUGUCUCAUCAAAAUCUUCACAAUCAAGGUUGGACACAAGAUGGAGUUCGCUGCACUGCAAAAAUCAACGAAAAUGAAGGAUUUGGCGAUGGAGACUGUCAUAACGAACUUGUCUCGAUACAUUGAAGUAGAGGGAGUUAACUACAUCCAAUCAAAAUUGUCCCCAGAGAUGAGGGACGUCGUGCUGCAGGAGCUGCUCAGGAAAGGGCAUCCUGGACUAAUCAAAAAAAUUGAAGAGUUCAUGAGCAUCAAGCGGUCUGUGUUGGCUUUGAUGAACACCAGGACAAAGAAACUUGAUUUGGAUGUCCUCAUGUCUUUUUAUCCUCGUGAUCAAAAUUCCGUGUACGAAUUAAACGAGGUCCUGAUGAUGGUCUCUAUUGCUGCUCCCAACAUCAGGCAUUUGAAAAUGAACUUUACGGAGAUCAAGCGAUGUUUCGCCAAUGAUGCUUAUAAAAACGCGAUUAUGAGUCAUCUAAAAUCUCUGAAGGAAUUGAGAAUCGUAGAGAUAGAGGGGCACACUUAUCAAGAGGAGGCAUUGUCCCUGUUUUGCAGAGAUCUGUACAAUUUGCGGGCUCUUAGCGCGUACUAUUAUGCCGAUGAUGACAUGACUGAGGAUGAAAUCGUACAAACUUUUGGACAUCUUCGUCUUCUCGAAUGCUCUCCAUCGUGGAACACGAAAAACCAAAUUUGGAAAGUUCUACCGCAUCUGGACAUCGUCGAUGACGUCAAGACUCACGGUCUCACGUUGGAAGACUUUCUUGAGGACGACCAAGCUCCAAGAACGCGAAAAUUUUUUUCCUAUGUCGGGAACUUGGACAAAUCUACAAAUAUUGAUCUCUCCAGCAUCCGGCAUGUAGAGAUAAUCAGUUUCUCCGGUUCGUGGAUCAAAGAUAUGGAAACACUGAAUGCUAGCACACUCGAGGGUCUGACCCUCAACUUGAGGUCGUCAGAAGAUUCAAUUGACCCUUUUUUGCUCAAGUAUGGGUCAAACUUGCGAAAGCUCUUUUUGAUUGGGAGUUCAAAUCCAUCUGCGAGUGUUCAACUGAACCGAAUCUCAGAGCUGUGUCCCAGGUUGGAAGCACUGCAUCUGAAGUGUGUUCAGGUCGAUGGAAAGAACUGCAAACAAACCAUCUUCAGCCGAUUGACGGAAUUAAAUUUGAAAUGCGUUAGUGGCUUGAAUGAUGAAGCCUUUCUCUCUACCCUCCUUCAAUCCGCACAAAAUCUUACAAAGUUGUAUAUAUUUGUCCAAAAAUUCAACCUUGAAGAUCUGCGGGAGGUGAAGAGUUUGAUUAUGGAAAAGAAAAUCCUGAGAUCUUUGAAGUCUCUUCACUGGAAGUUGAUAUUUUCUUGCUUCCCAGAAGGCGUUUGUCAUGAAAUUUCAGAUACUUUGAUGAAAAUAUCCACAAUUCUUCCCGAUUUGGACCUUUCAGUUAUUUUCCUGUAAAUGAUGACGAAGAUUUUGACUCCGACUCUGUCUCACACGGCAUUUUGAACCUUAUGUAGUUUUGAAGGAUAACUUACACUUGCAUGCAUGAUGAUAUUAUUAGUAGAUUGCAAAAAAUCUCGUUUGUAUUGAAUAUUCUUUAAAAUAAAAAUUGA